This is a messenger RNA of Drosophila subpulchrella, 1315 nucleotides long. RefSeq lists its product as uncharacterized. Lineage: Eukaryota; Metazoa; Arthropoda; Insecta; Diptera; Drosophilidae. Bases 127 to 651 code for a protein of 174 amino acids. The record is from RefSeq and is a predicted model, not a curated record. The transcript is spliced from 3 exons.
UUACUAAACUAUCGGUCAUCACUAAGACCCAAAACGUAAACAAACCAACAAAACUACAAAUAAUGAUGGAAAAAUGGAUUACAUUUGGUGGCUAUCGGUGACCUAGCCAAGCGCUCCCACCCAACCAUGGGUGCCCUCGAGAUGCUGCAGGGCACCACCCAUUCUCUGUCGGCAGGAGCCCCCUCCUCGCGACUACGGCGGUUCCAUCUCCCCCACUGGGAAAGAUUACUCACACAUCGUGUGUAUUACAAAGGUUUUAAUAAAUAUCCCUUUAAGACCGAAACCUGGCCGCCGUCUCGGAUAUUUACGCGGUCAAAGCAGAGGAUUUUGUUUCGCUGGAAAAGGGUACAGGCGCCGCGGAAACUAUGCUCUACCAGUCAUGUAUUGGUAGAGCUCGCAUGGAAACGCGGCCCUCAAAGUAACAUACGCGAUGCGCGUGUGUGUGGUCACCUAAUCCUGAGGAGCUCCAAGGGAAAAGAAGGGACAGGCCGAAAAGGCAAACAACGAGGACAAAUAAGGCUCUCGGGACUAACUCCGGAUAAAUUCACAAACAGGGAAGUAGAUAUCAAUAUAUAUAUAAUAAAGGUACACAUGUAUUUAAAUUUUCCUAAAUUUCAGCCAUUAUUGGGCCGGGCCUGGAGGCAGUGGUAGCCCGGGCGGAAGACUUCUCGCCGGAGGCCAGCAGUGAUCCGGAUCUCCACACAGGAAAAAGGCACUCUCCGGUGAGUUGUGUACGAGCAGUCCGAGAUUCGGCUGCCCGACAAAAUGGCGAUCCUUCUCAGCGCCGCAAUGCGACCGCUGGAAGUUCCCGAGGUCCUGACGCGGUAUGCCGGAACGGACUCACCGGGAACUGUGGACGUCGUCGUCGACUGGGAAAGGCUCCUCUUGCGGGUCGAACGGACACCGUUUGCUGUAGCAGCCAAGUCGGACUCGCAGGUAUGGCGACGUCGCGCAGGUGACAGCAGAACUCCAAAUAAAUCUUCCGGAGCCCUUUGUAUUGGGACCCCGGUUGCUAUUUAUAAUUUUAAGCACGAAGAAAAAAUUGUAGUACUACGGUGCUAGGUGCAACUAUCUGGCUGAACAGUAUGGCCGCGACUAUCACGAUAUCUGCUGAUCAUCGCCCCCGCCAUAUUACAUGGCCUCUCUCAGCAUUGGGUCAUUGGAUACAUGGGCCAUUUGAAGUAAUCCCAGAGCGAACCGGGAUUAAUCUUCAAAUGGCCAGAUCGCCCGCCAGACUCAUCCCGCUGCUGCAGCUAUCGCCCUAUCGACCUAACCUAUCGAUAACGUCGCUCCCACUCGACUCCAAUUGCAACAU